AUUCGUCAACCCCCAUAGAUCAACAGCUCACAUCACAAAUUACAAUUUACAUUCCCCAAAUUUCUGAAAACCCCCAAAUUCACAAUUCCAAUUCCAAUUUCAGAAUCCCAAUUCCAAUUCCCUGUAAAUUCGAGAAACCUCGCUGCUAAUUCUCCGAUGCUGAUGAUGAUUACGCACAAAUAAAAAAUAUAUAUAUAUAUAUAGAGAGAGGCACCGUAAAAAAUCAGAAAUGAAAGGCGGCUUUUCGGCGCCCGGUGAUUAUGUCUAUUUCAAGUCUCAAGUCCCUCUUCACAGAAUCCCUAUCGGAUCAAAGCAGUGGCGAUAUUACGAUUUUGGUCCAAAAGUUGUGCCCCCACUAAUAUGUCUUCCUGGUAUAGCUGGAACUGCAGAUGUUUACUACAAGCAAAUCAUGUCGCUUUCGAUGAAGGGUUAUCGUGUAAUUUCUGUUGAUAUUCCACGCGUGUGGAAUCAGCAAGAGUGGAUUCAGGCAUUUGAGAAGUUUUUGGAUGCUAUUGAUGUUCAUCAUAUACAUCUUUAUGGUACAUCACUUGGGGGCUUCUUAGCACAACUUUUUGCUCAGCAUCGUCCACGACGAGUUAGAUCUUUGGUACUUUCAAACACGUUUUUGGAGACGACUAGUUUCUCUGCAGCCAUGCCAUGGUCUCCCAUUGUAGGUUGGACACCCUCAUUUCUACUCAAGCGUUAUGUUCUAAGUGGAAUUCGUGACGGUCCUCACGAACCUUUUAUUGCAGAUUCGGUGGACUUUGUUGUUGCUCAGGUUGAGACACUUUCGAAAGACGAUUUAGCCUCUAGAUUGAGUAUAAGUGUUGAUGCAGCAUCCGUUGGACAUCUUAUGCUUUCAGAUUCUUUGAUUACUAUAAUCGAUACGAAUGAUUACUGUGCAACUCCCCAAGAACUGAAAGAUCAAGUAACUGAAAGAUAUCCUGGUGCCAGACAAGCGAGCCUCAAGUCUGGCGGUGAUUUUCCUUUUCUUUCACGACCGGACGAAGUAAAUCUUCAUCUUCAGCUACACCUAAGACGAGUUGGUGUUGAAGCCAGGCAAGACAUGGUCCCUGGAAUCCGAAAGGAUGAUUCCGGCGGAAGUUCAAGCGGCCAAAACGAUAAACGAGGAAACACUGACGAUGAAACUCCACAAGACGACAAAAAGGACUUUGGUGGUGGGCCCACAAAUUCAAAUGAACCACCUCUACUCCCGGAAGGUUCCGAUUCGGAUCAUUUCGAAAACCAAACACUCGGCAAGUCUUAUCUAUCUUCUGAUGACAUCAGCGGCGAAAACAUGGUACGUCUUAUUAUGCUGCCAGCUGUACUGGAGAAUGGGAUAGCUAUGUUAGCUUGUGAAGCCGUUUUGAAUGCUAUGUGUGAGUACGCCUUUCUUAAUUUGCUCCGUGUUUACUUAAGCACCUUGUGCGUUGUUAAUUUGGACGUAUAGUUUGAAAUAUUCAGGCACUCGAUUGAGAUGUAUUAUUUGUACAUUAUGGUAUGUGAAUUUUUUUUCUAUUUCCUACAAGGAAAUGAUUCGU
Erythranthe guttata (spotted monkey flower) is the source of this 1541-nucleotide messenger RNA. Its product is annotated as alpha/beta-Hydrolases superfamily protein. NCBI's taxonomy places the organism in Eukaryota, Viridiplantae, Streptophyta, Magnoliopsida, Lamiales, Phrymaceae. The record is from RefSeq and is a predicted model, not a curated record.